CAGCUGUUCUGCAAAACAAGAAAUUGGGGACUUUUUUCCACUGGGUUUCAAGCUUUAUGCCUGACUGAUGAAUGAAGGAUGCAGUAAAAAAUAAGGAUUUUAGGCAACAACAGCAACAGAAAGGUGCAAGACAGCAAGGAAAUAUGCUCCAGUUUUUCAGAGAUGUGCUUUUCCUUCUGGACCUCAGACCUUUCUAUAGCUUAGGGCAAAUUUCCAGUGCCACAGCUGUGGAGCAUCCGAGCAGCCUCCUAUAAGAAGGCAUGGGUAAUCAUUUUAUAGAUAAAUACAAAGCAAAGGACACAUGCCUCCUUCUGCCAUGAGGCCAGCACAUGCCAGAGGAAGGAAACAAAACCUUGGGUCCUUACUGCUAGAAACUGAUGGACUGGUCCUCAGAAUUGGCUUUCCUCAAUUGUCAACAUCAAAAAGAAAUGCAGUGCCAGUGGAUGAAAGAGCAGUUCAUAGAACUGAGUUGGAAGGAACCCUUAAAGGCCAUCUAGCCCAACUCCUCUGCAAUGAACAGGGACACCUACGGUUCCAUCGAGGUGCUCGGAGCAUGCUCCAGUCAGAUCUUUAGUGUCUCCAGGGAAAGGGGCAUUCCUCUUGUUGUCAUCUUUCUCCUCCACAUCUUGAACCAGCAAUUCUAUAUUUUGGUACUGGUAACACUGACCCUGUCAGGAAGGAUUUUUUCUUGCUUUUCCUUAUAUCUUAACUGCAGGCAGUGCCUUCUGACAGUAGAUAUUAACCUGUUGGACAUUACUUCCCUUAACACAGCCUAGUGUGGGAACAGCAUUACCUCAAAGAAAGUGAUAAUUUCACACACCUGCAAGACGUAGACAGUUCCUAAGGGAAAAGGUCAGGAAGAAAAACAGUGCUAAAGGUAACAUUUUCCUUUCAACCUCUGCAGACCAACUUGAACAAUGUUACCCAAGAACAUCCAGAACACCUGGACAGCGGGGAAGUUUCUGGCGAAGGUAGCUGGGAUGCAACUAUUGCAAUCAGGAAGACAAGGCAAUCAGUUUUGUGUGAGCUUUCCUUCAGGGACGUGACAAAAGAAGUGCAUUGGGAAGUGCCACCCCUGAUUUUUGUUCAGCAGACAUCCUUCAUCGCUUCUCUCUACAGUGCAGUCAACCCAAAGCCCACUGAAAAAAAAAAAAAAAAAAAAAAGCAUACCCAAAGAAACUAAAAAAGGCAAGAAUAAGCAAAGAAAUGGCAGCAGCUGCUCAGAGGCACCCACAGGGCUUAGCCAUCACGAGCAGGGGGGCCCCUCGCUGCCCACCCACAACCCCCGGCCGGGGGCGGGCUCGAACCCUCUGUCCCUGCACUUGCCGGCCGGCUGCCAGCCUGUACGGAGGGAGGCGGCCCUGCGCUCCGACCGCGGCUGCAGGAGCUGCAGGAACUAUUGAAGCUGGACCUGACAAUGUGCAGUCUGAAAUGCUGCAGCUUAAGAGCAUUUCUUCUGUUGGUUCUGUGUAGGUCAUUGCAGAUUUCUGAAGCUGAAGGAAAAGGUGAAAUCCUUCCCCCAACCAUACAAAAUAUAAUAAAAGGAUACAACAAAUAUCUACGUCCAUUUUUUGACAAUGGUCCUGUGUCUGUUGGAAUGAGUCUGGAUAUUGCAAGCAUUGAUACGAUAUCAGAAAUAAACAUGGAUUAUACAGCGACCAUAUUUCUGAGGCAACGGUGGACUGAUGAGAGGCUUUGUUUUGAUGGCAAUAAGAGUUUAAGUUUAGAUGGUCGGCUUGUGGAAAUGCUCUGGGUCCCGGAUACCUUCAUAGUUGAUUCAAAAAAGUCUUUUCUUCAUGAUAUCACUGUUGACAAUCGUCUGAUAAGAAUAUACCCUAAUGGAACAGUCUUGUAUGCUAUACGGAUCACCACAACUGUUGCAUGCAGCAUGGACCUGACCAAAUACCCAAUGGAUAAGCAGACGUGUACCUUGCAACUGGAAAGCUGGGGUUACAACAUCAACGAUGUCAUGUUUUACUGGACUAGAGGAAAUGAUUCUGUUCGUGGAUUGGACACGCUCCAGCUGGCACAAUAUACAGUGGAAGACCACUUCACCUCGGUAUCUGAAGCAGUAUAUGAAACAGGACGCUACCCCAAGUUAGUGUUUCACUUUGAGCUCAAGAGAAACAUCUUGUAUUUUAUACUAGAGACAUACGUGCCAUCAAUUCUCUUGGUUGUGCUUUCCUGGGUAUCAUUUUGGAUAAGCCAGUCAUCAGUUCCAGCCAGAAUUUGCAUAGGUGUUACCACAGUCCUCACUAUGACAACUCUGAUGAUGGGAGCCAGGACUUCACUCCCAAAAACCAAUUGCUUUAUUAAGGCAAUUGAUGUGUACCUCGGCAUCUGUUUCAGUUUCAUUUUUGGAGCACUGUUGGAGUAUGCCGUGGCUCAUUUCUGCGCUCUGCAUCAACCCAGUUCAAAGGAAAUUCCAAAGGAUGAGGAUGAAGGGACUGAAGAAGAAAGGAAUGGAGUUCUGGCAGCAGUUGCUAACAGUUGCAGUGCUUCUGACAACAUGAACAAAAUUGGUUCAGACAAGGGCAGCAAAACCAGCAUCAGUGGCAAAAAGGAGAGAAAUAAGCACAGUGGGUGUAGUUCACCAAUGUCCAUUAUGAAAAGUCUUUUCUGUAUCUUUGAUUGUUUCCAUGUUAAAAAUCCUUACCACAUAGACAACUAUGCCAGAUUUUCUUUCCCAUUAUCAUUCAUCAUAAUUAAUGUUUUUUAUUGGGUAUAUUAUUUGUAUUUCUAAAUCUUUUGAGGUGUAAAACUGUCACGGCUCAACAUCUAGAAAGGAGAUACAGUUGGUGAAGUUACAGAAGAAGGAGAAAGCUGCCUUAGGGAAGAGGGAUAUGAGUGGACAUGCUCUUUUUACAAGCUUUUAUGCCAAGACUCGUUAGUUCUCUUUUCUGCUAUUAAAUGACUCUCAUCUGAAAUUGGAUUUCCUUUUAGCAUGCAUGUCCCAUGUUACACUAUUUGUCAAUAGCCACAAAGUCCUUUUUUGAUAUUCUAAUGGCCAAAAUUUGUAAAAUAAAAGUUAUACUAUGUUUGUUUCUGAAUUGUAUUGGAAAUAUUUAAAAAUAAAGAUAAUGCAGUGUAAUUUUCCUACUGUA
This is a messenger RNA of Coturnix japonica (Japanese quail), 3104 nucleotides long. Its product is annotated as gamma-aminobutyric acid receptor subunit pi-like. NCBI's taxonomy places the organism in Eukaryota, Metazoa, Chordata, Aves, Galliformes, Phasianidae. Gene Ontology annotation, biological process: monoatomic ion transmembrane transport. Gene Ontology annotation, molecular function: extracellular ligand-gated monoatomic ion channel activity; transmembrane signaling receptor activity. The record is from RefSeq and is a predicted model, not a curated record. Gene Ontology annotation, cellular component: membrane.